AUGGCGCUCAUCGUCGACAAACACAGACCUCGGUCACUGGAUGCCCUGACAUACCACCAGGAACUGUCAGAUAGGCUUGGUUCGUUGGCGCAAAGCGGUGAUUUCCCCCACCUUCUGGUAUACGGUCCUUCGGGCGCGGGCAAGAAGACGCGCAUCGUCGCCACGCUGAAGGAGUUGUAUGGACCAGGCGUAGAGAAGAUCAAGAUCGACGCACGAGUGUUCCAGACGUCGAGCAACCGCAAGCUCGAGUUCAACAUUGUCGCCUCCAACUACCAUCUCGAAAUCACACCUUCCGACGUCGGCAACUAUGACAGAGUCGUGGUUCAGGACCUUCUGAAAGAGGUGGCGCAGACACAACAGGUCGACCAGUCGGCAAAGCAGAGAUUCAAGGUUGUGGUGAUCAAUGAGGCGGACCACCUGACAAGAGAUGCGCAGGCGGCUCUGCGUCGGACGAUGGAGAAGUACUCUCCGAACCUGCGAUUGAUCCUCCUUGCCAACUCGACGGCCAACAUCAUCGCCCCUAUUCGAUCGAGAACGCUGCUGGUCAGAGUUGCUGCCCCCAGUCACGAGGAGAUCUGCGAAGUCCUGGCCGUAUCGGCAAAGAAGGAGAACUGGCCCAUGGUCAAGGGCUUGCACAUGAGGAUAGCACAGGAGAGUGGCAGAAAUCUGAGACGAGCUCUUCUUAUGUACGAGGCAGUUCAUGCCCAGAACGAGAAAGUUACGGACAGCACACCGAUCCCGCCUCCAGAUUGGGAGGCGCUCAUCAGCCAGAUUGCGAGGGAAAUCGUCGAAGAGCACACCCCGGCCCGGAUCCUUCAGGUGCGGGCGAAGCUGUACGACCUCCUUACGCAUUGCAUACCGCCAACGACUAUUCUCAAGACCCUCACCUUUAAGCUUAUCCCUCUAAUUGACGAUGCCCUCAAGGCCGAGGUGAUCAAGUGGUCAGCGUUCUACGAGCACAGAAUCAGGAUGGGCACCAAGGUCAUCUUCCACUUGGAGGCCUUUGUGGCGAAGUUCAUGAGAAUCAUGGAAAUGUACUUGAUGAGCAUGGAUCUGUAA
This is a messenger RNA of Colletotrichum aenigma, 1059 nucleotides long. Its product is annotated as Replication factor C subunit 5. Gene Ontology annotation, biological process: DNA repair; DNA-templated DNA replication. Gene Ontology annotation, molecular function: ATP hydrolysis activity; DNA clamp loader activity; DNA binding. The coding region runs from base 1 to 1059 and encodes 352 amino acids. Gene Ontology annotation, cellular component: Elg1 RFC-like complex; Rad17 RFC-like complex; DNA replication factor C complex. Lineage: Eukaryota; Fungi; Ascomycota; Sordariomycetes; Glomerellales; Glomerellaceae. The transcript is spliced from 3 exons. The record is from RefSeq and is a predicted model, not a curated record.